UGCGGGGGGGACAACAGAACAAACAUGAACAGUCUCCUUUCCAGGGAUGUCCAGAUAAAGAGCAUGGAGCAGACAGUGAAACAUGCUGAGAAGUAUCUAGGUGAGCUGUGCUCCCUGCUGGCCUCCUACACCAGGAAGACAGCCAAGCUUAGAGACAAGGCAGACAUCCUGGUGGCUCAGCUCUUUGACUUCUCCAGCAGAGAGGAUCCCGAGCUCCAGGUUGGCCUGAAAAACCUGGCGGAAGACCUGGCCAUGGUGCAGGACUAUAGACAGGCGCAGGUAGAGAGACUGGAGAUGAAAGUUGUUACUCCUCUAAAAGCCUAUGGAGACAUAAUCAAAAAUAAAAAGGCAGAUCUCAAGAAGUUCAGCAUUGACUUGAACAGUCAGCUGAAGGAGUUGCAGAAACUGGAGAAAAUACGACUAAGGAACCCAGCUGAUCGACAGACCAUUUCCCAGGCAGAAGUAAAUGCUCAGAAGGCUUCCAACAAUGCCCAGCGCAAUAUCAGACAACUGGAGGAGACCAUCACAGACUUCCAGAGACAGAAGCUAGAGGAUAUCAAAAGGAUUUUCACAGACUUCAUCACAGUGGAGAUGCUCUUCCAUGCUAAAGUGCUGGAGGUCUAUGCACAUUCAUACCACAACCUGGAAGAAAUGAACACUCAAAAGGAUCUGGAGCUAUUCAGUGGACGGAUCAAGAUGUCUGACUCUCUGGCUGAGCGCCUUGACACCUCUCUGAUCAGCUACUCUUCUCCCCUCAUGAGCCACUAUCCCAGUCCUCCUCUGGCCUCCACCAUAGGCCGCAGCCUCAGGACACCAUUGGCUUCUACCAAAGGCCAGCAUCACAGACAACACAGCCAGUACCCAGACACAGGCAGGCGGUCUCGCAGCAUCUUACAACGCCAGAGAGGCAUGGAGGAGGAGGAGGAGAAGGAGCUGGAGGGGGAAGAAGAGGAUGAAGAAGAGGAGGAAGAAGAAGAGGAGGAAUCAAAGAUAGAAGAGGGUCAGCAGACCAGCAGGCGGUCUUAUGCUGCUCAAUAUACCCAGAUGCGCAGAUGGCAAAAGUAACAGCCUAUUUGGAAAAACACACAGAUACACAGAUCCAACUACUUGCACACAAUGCAGGGCACAUAUCAAUGAAAAUAUUCUGUAGUUUUUUUCCAUGCUGAAAUAGAUGCUGUUACAUGUACAGCUGUCUUCCAAUCAACUUAUUUUCAUUAUUGUUGUCACCAAGGUGCAGUCUUUUCAAAUUAUGUUUAUACAAUGUAAAUGUAAUACUGAAUGCACUGAAAAACUCACAUAUAUUAGUAAUUUCUCAUUUGCUUAUGAUCUCUGCUGGAAAUGAGUCAGAUCGGCAGAAAAAACGACUCCCAAAAUAAACCAAGAUGGAUCAACUCACUUCAAGAAAAUAUGUUUUAUUUCAGUUCUUUCAAGUUGGA
Messenger RNA from Epinephelus lanceolatus (giant grouper), 1436 nucleotides. RefSeq lists its product as uncharacterized. The record is from RefSeq and is a predicted model, not a curated record. NCBI's taxonomy places the organism in Eukaryota, Metazoa, Chordata, Actinopteri, Perciformes, Serranidae.